AUGGUAUCGAGCUACGUUAGCUCCUCUCCCUCGCAGCCGCCGCCGCCGCCCGCCCGCCCCGGCUUCCUGCCGCCGCGCCCGGCCGCCGCCGCCGCCUCUUCCUCGUCGCCUGCCCCGUCCCGCCGACCACCGCCCGACCGCCGCCCCCGUCCGGCCGCCCGCGCCCGGCCGUCGCCCCCGUCCCGCCUCACGCGCCCGGUCGCCGCCCCCGCCGGUUGCCUCCCGCGCCCGGCCGCUGCCCGCGCACCGUCGGCCGUCUCCGCCUCGUCCGGCCGCCCGACUCCGCCCGCCCCGGCUUUCCCUCGUCCGGCCGCCCGCCUCAUCUCCGCCGGCCGCCGCUGCGCCCGGUGCUCCGCCCCGUCCGGCCGCCCGUCUCCGCCCCAUCCGGCCGCCGUCCCGCGCCCGGCCUCUCCCCUCCGCCGGGCCGCCCCGCCGCCAGGCCGUCCCGCGCCGGCCUCUCUCCUUCCGCCGGGCCGCCCCGCCGCCAGGCCGUCCCGCGUCUGCUACUGUUUUUCGGUCCUCUGUCCGCCGCGCCCCACUGCUCCUACGACGCCUAUUCCACCGACGCCUGUUGCCCUUGCCCCCGAUGCUACUAAGGAUGUCAAGGAUGCAGCCAAGAGUGCUGAUGACACUGCUCUGGCUGAGUAUGACCGGAAGGUUCAGGAGUAUUCUACUGCUGUUGCGACGUACCGGCUUGAUCUGACUGACUACACUCAGUGGAUAGAUAAGGAUGCUCGUGCUGCUGAUGUUCUCACUUCCAGUGUUCUGCCUGCUGAGUUCAUGGGUCUUCCCACUGUUGCUGCUCAGUGGGCUUUUUUCGUCAGUGCUAUCAGCCGUCUGGGGAUGCUCUUUACCUGUCUGUGGUUCGCUAGGAGCAUGCUCUUCAGCAGGGUGAUUCCACUAUUGAUUAUUCUAUACUCAGAGUGCUGCUAUCUGGCGUCAGCUUAA
Molecule: messenger RNA, 948 nt
Organism: Lolium perenne
Lineage: Eukaryota; Viridiplantae; Streptophyta; Magnoliopsida; Poales; Poaceae
Source: RefSeq, a predicted model, not a curated record